This is a messenger RNA of Diachasmimorpha longicaudata, 3103 nucleotides long. RefSeq names its product T-box transcription factor TBX20-like. Gene Ontology annotation, biological process: regulation of transcription by RNA polymerase II; positive regulation of DNA-templated transcription; heart development. Lineage: Eukaryota; Metazoa; Arthropoda; Insecta; Hymenoptera; Braconidae. The record is from RefSeq and is a predicted model, not a curated record. The transcript has 6 exons. Bases 435 to 1925 code for a protein of 496 amino acids. Gene Ontology annotation, cellular component: nucleus. Gene Ontology annotation, molecular function: RNA polymerase II cis-regulatory region sequence-specific DNA binding; DNA-binding transcription factor activity, RNA polymerase II-specific.
AGCCCUGAGUAAAGCCCCAUAGGACCCCAUGGUGGUGGUGAGGAUGGGAGGGGGGGUCUGAGCUGACGUGGGAGGAGUAGGAGGUCAGUGGAGUUCGGGAAGUCGGUGAGCGCAGACGCGUUGUGCCCCCGGAUGACUAGAGAAAACGAUUUUAAACCAAAUUUUCGUCGGGUUUAUCAUUUUCGGUGCGUCGUGAGAAACAUAUCAAGAGCAUUUUAACCAACUGGUGUCACUGAACGUUUUUAUCGCAACCCCCGUGUUUUAUUUAUUUUCAUUUAUUUAUGUUUCAUUUCGCCCUCCCUCCCCCCGUCAAUUCGACGCGAGUGACGAUUUUGUGAGUGAAAACAGCCGCAAAUUGAGUACAGUAACUGUCCGGGACUUUGUACUAUUGUCUAUUGAAUAUUGAAUCAGUGAACUGAAGACCUGAAUGAGGUAUGUCUACCAAGGGGGAAAGGGGUAAAGCCACGGACUUCAGCAUCGCGGCCAUCAUGGCGCCCAGGGGUUCGACGUUUCGACAUUACCACCUGCAGGGACUUGGCAAUGCUGCUGGUAAUAAUGGAGAAUGCAACAACAAGGGUUUCGUCGCAUCGCCGAGUCUUGAUAAUCGUGUCGCAAGAUCAUCACCAGUUAACAUCGUAGCAACCGCAACAGUAGUUACCGGUGAUGCACUUCUCGAUGACGACGAUGAUGAUGAGGUUGACGAGGGUGUGGGCGAGGCGGAGAGCGAGGGAACGGAAAAAUCAGCGAAUGGUGAUGAUGAGGAGGUGGACGUUGAUGUUGAAGAAUGCAGUAGUCUGGACGAUGGUCCACUUGGUUUAUCCGAUGGGCUCGCUCACCGCAAGUUCAAUGGCAGUAAUUCAGCGAGUAGAAAGGUACCACAGCAUAGGCGAACGACGUGCAAUUCCGAGGAGCUUAAGAAUGUUGACUGUCACUUGGAGACUAAGGAACUCUGGGACAAGUUCAAUGAACUUGGCACCGAGAUGAUUAUCACUAAAACUGGCAGGCGAAUGUUUCCGACCUGCAGGGUGUCAUUCAGUGAGCUCAGCCCCGAGGGGAGGUACUCGGUCCUCAUGGAUAUUGUUCCUGUUGAUGAUAAACGGUACAGAUAUGCUUAUCACAGGAGCUCCUGGCUUGUCGCCGGGAAAGCUGAUCCGCCGGCGUCAGUCCGACUCUACGAACAUCCGGAUUCACCGUUCACUGGUGAACAGUUGAGGAAGCAGGUUGUGUCCUUCGAGAAAGUCAAACUGACUAAUAACGAGAUGGAUAAGCACGGACAGAUUAUAUUAAAUUCGAUGCAUCGCUACCAACCGAGGAUACACCUGGUGAGGUUGCGCAGCAAGGACGAGGAAAAGGGUCACAAAAUAACAGAUCUAACUAAAGAAGAGCACAAGACUUUCAUAUUCCCCGAGGCCAUUUUCACCGCAGUCACUGCCUAUCAAAAUCAACUGAUUACCAAAUUAAAAAUCGACAGCAAUCCGUUCGCCAAGGGCUUCAGGGACUCCUCCAGACUGACUGACUACGAUAGGGAUCCGAUGGAGCUGAUGGAGCAGCAAUUGGUGCGAUGUGGGGUACCACCAGUGAGACUCUACGAGCACCUGGCAUUGACCUCACCAGCAGCGGCCGCUGCCAUCAAUGCCCAGCAGCAGCAGCAACAGCAGCAGCAGGGAUCGGAGAAUCAACAGCAUCCCCUGUCACCGGCGUGGCUGCAACCAUCAACGGCCUUGCUGUACGGCAGCAGGGGUGGUACACCCUCACCCUAUCCAGCCCACACAUUUCCCUAUCCCGCCCUAUCGUGGUCCUGGCAACCACCGGUCGCCAUGAUAUCACGACGAUCCUCAUCAUCGGCUGGAGUUAGAUAUUCACCCUAUCCAACGGCAAUGUCGGCGUCACCACCCCUACGCGCACGCCCGGCCACCCCCAAUUAGCGAAAUUCACCGCAAUGUCUUCAAGGUUUUUUCCACUUUCGCGGUGAUACUGACGUUAUUUCUUACCAGUGAAUUUUUCGGGGUGUUUUUUUGAGAAUUUAGGGGUCUUAGAGACUUUAAAUUAUUGGGGGGAUAAAUGUUUUUGUUUUAUUACUUGGGAAUUAGUGGCUUCGAUAACCUCAAGCGACGGUAAUUUAAAAAAAAUGACUUAAAAAAAUUUCCAGCGAAAAUUAUUGGAAUUAUUUAAAUUUUAUGGCUGGAAAAUAAUAAUUUAAUUCACGUUAAUUUAUCUCAUUGAAAUAAUUGACUUGAGGCACUAGUCUUCAAGUGAUGGGAAGCUGUCUUCGAAGUAUUUCUCAAACUCAGUGAUUCAACCCCUCGUUCAUCGUAAAGUCUACCAUUCACUUUACCCCGAGAAGAGCCAAAGAAUUAGCCCAGCCAGAGAAUGAUAAACCUAAUUAAUAGUAAUAGUUGUACGUAUGUAUAGCAUGUAGAUGUAUAUUGUACAGUGCGGUAAUGGAGAAUCAGCGGAUAUCAAUUUUCUUUUGUUUCUCGACGGAGGGAAAAAAAAUAAUCCCCGUGAAAGACUAUCAGCGUUAAUUGCGGUCAUUAAUCUCGGGUAAUGGAACCGUUACCCAAGAUUUUUUCAAGUAGUAAUUAAUCAAACAAGUGAUUGCAAAGGACUAAUUAAAAACGUUUAGGUAAUGAUUAUUUGUUUCACCGAACUGAGCAUCGUGUAAAUAUUGAUAAAUUUCAGGAGUUAAUCCAUUGUAUAUAAGUAUACGGGUCUUAUGUUAAGUGUAAACCAGUGUAAGAGAUUAUUGAAAUUAUUAUACAAAUUUUUGUUUAUCAAAAAGUGUUACCGAAUUUUUUUUCAAUGAAUCCAACACGAGUUUUCCCCUAAUUUUUUUUCAAGUUCUUGUUUUUCUAUUCAAAUUAAUUAAUUAAUUAGCGGAGGGAGAUGCACUCGUGUUGGACUCAACAAUUUUGUUUCAUUUGCUCGUCCUAUUAUUCUCUCCCAGCGGCUGUACCAUACCACGAUAGUAUUAACCCCUUCGGCUUCCCUCGCGGGACAAAAUUGUACAUAAUAAAGGGUCACGAGUGAAAAAUGUCCUAUUACUUGAUAAACUACGAGGUAAUCGAAAAUGUAGCGAGAGAAAGAAAACCGAAUAAAUGGA